Nicotiana attenuata is the source of this 2123-nucleotide messenger RNA. RefSeq names its product pentatricopeptide repeat-containing protein At2g01860. The transcript has a single exon. Gene Ontology annotation, molecular function: protein binding. NCBI's taxonomy places the organism in Eukaryota, Viridiplantae, Streptophyta, Magnoliopsida, Solanales, Solanaceae. The record is from RefSeq and is a predicted model, not a curated record. The coding region runs from base 385 to 1911 and encodes 508 amino acids.
CAUUUGUUUAAGCAAACUUUUAACGAAAAUAUGGAUAAUUAAUUUCGCAAACUUUUUCCUUGAUACAACAUAAUAUAAUAUAUGCAUUUCAUGUCAAAAAUUCCUCUCUUCUUUUUUUCUUUUUUUUUUUAAAAUAGAAAACAACAAGAAGAUAAAUGUACAUCACUGAAAACGAUUUGUUUUUCUCCCUCGUCCUAUGCCUUGUCAGUCCUUAACUGUGCUCCAUUUGCUCGCCUAAUCUGUUGGUCAAAGCCGACUACACGACUGGCACUUUGUAAGCCCUUAUUCUCCAUAUCCUUCGCUACAUUUAAGUGGUUUCAUUGAAGACCCAAGUGGGAUAGUUGGAGGUUCCACUAGUCCUGUGCCCGCAAAUUGUUCGACCAAAUGCUCAGCAGGAGCUCUUGCAUGUUUUCUACCACCCGUGAGACCCUUCCUUGGUCUUCAUCCACAUAUCCCAUCUCACAGAGUAGUAGUCCCAGUACAGCUGCUUCUGAAAUACCUUCUUCAAGUCUUGGAAGAAGAGGGAAAAGAGUUGUUUUCAUGGCUGUUCGUAUUAACAGAAUUAACCACAGAAAACUCCCAAAGAACCUCAGAAAUCCUCGACGACCCAAGCUUCCACCAGACAUGGACUAUAGCUUCAAAAGGGUCUUCAUCGAGGAUGCUGACGAGAUUACUCAGCAGCCAACUAUUGAUACUUCCACUGCUGCUGAUGAGGAAAUUGAUGAGGAUUUGGAAGUGGAAGUAGAAGAGACUAUAUGGGAGUCGGAUGAGAUGGAAGCAAUUUCAUCUCUUUUCAAAGGGAGGAUUCCUCAGAAGCCUGGAAAAUUGAAUAGAGAAAGGCCUCUGCCUCUGCCCCUUCCUUACAAGAUUCGACCUUUAGGACUUCCUACACCAAAGAGAUUCUCAAAUGUUUCAAGGCAAUCCAUAUCAAAGCAAGUGUACAAGAAUCCAACUUUCUUGAUUGGUUUGGCCAAAGAAAUUCAGGGCCUUUCAAAAGAGGAAAAUGUAUCAAAGGUUCUAAGUAAGUGGGGUCCCUUUCUUCGAAAAGGAUCAUUAUCAUUGACAAUCAGAGAGUUGGGUUACUUGGGACUUCCUGAGAGAGCUCUACAAACAUUCUGUUGGAUGAAGAAACAACCCCAUCUUUUCCCGGAUGAUCAUGUUCUCGCUUCUACCAUUGAAGUCUUGGCGGGGUCAAACGAGCUAAAAGUGCCUUUUGAUUUGGAUAAGUUCACUGGCUUGGCCAGUCGGAGUGUGUAUGAAGCAAUGUUAAGGGGUUUUAUCAAAGGAGGAAGCCUGAAACUUGCUUUGAAGCUUCUCUCAAUAGCUAAGGGAUGUAACAGAGUGCUUGGUACUGGGGUGUAUGCUAAGCUAAUAUUGGAGCUUGGUAAGGAUCCUGAUAAAAGCACACUUGUCUUGGCAUUGUUAGAAGAGCUUGCUGCGAGAGAUGAUCUGGAUUUGACACCACAAGACUGUACAGCUAUCAUGAAAAUUUGCAUUAGGCUAGGAAGAUUCGAGAUUGUGGAGGGAUUAUAUGAUUGGUUCAGGAAAUCUGGUGGCAAUCCAAAUGUAGUUAUGUAUACUACUCUAAUUCACUGUCGUUAUUCGGCUAACAAAUAUAGGGAGGCGUUAGCCAUGCUAUGGGAAAUGGAGGCUUCAAAUUGCCUUUUUGAUCUUCCAGCUUAUCGUGUAGUGAUUAAGCUCUUUGUUGCUUUGAACGAUGUCUCACGGGCUGUACGCUAUUUCUCUAAACUUAAGGAAGCAGGUUUUGGUCCAACAUUUGAUAUAUACUGCAGCUUGGUUAAAAUUUAUAUGGCUUCUGGAAGGAUGGCCAAGUGUGAAGAUAUCCGUAAGGAGGCAGAGAUGGCUGGAUUCAGGUUGGACGAACAUAGAAUGUCAAAGUUGCAACAGUAAAAUUUGUGUAUCUUGCGGUGUUUUUUACUUGUACUUUAGAGUUCCUGCUGUUUAAAGUCACACCUUUAUCCCACCCCUCUACUCACUUGCAUAGUUAAAGCAUUGUAACUGGUGGCAACCAUAGGUUCUUGUAAUAUUUUCUUUUCCACCUUAGGUCUGAAUAAUGCUAAUUUUGCAAUAGAAUUUUUCUUGAAAAGUGUAUUUGCUUUAGG